AUGAAAGAGACAUCGUUUACAAGGAAAGAACUCAAAUAUCUUUAUCAAUGUUUUAAACAAAAUUGUCCUUCUGGCUAUGUAACUCGAGAGCAAUUUGUUAUGAUUUUUCGUCAAUUCUUUAGUAUGCAACGAUUGUCUGAUCCAGGUACUUAUGCUCAUCUCGUUUUUAACACUUUUGAUGAUGACAACAAUGGGAGAAUCAGUUUUUCGGAAUUUGCUCAAGAACUUUCAAUGUUCAGUAAAGGAACGAUUGAAGAAAGACUUGAUUGGGUUUUUGAUCUUUAUGAUACAAAAAGAAGAGAAUACAUUACAGAAGAUGAUUAUCAGAAAGUCGCUUUAGCAAUGUACGCGGUAGUUGGUGUUCACUAUUGGAAAGAGAAACACAUUCCGCCGUCGGUGAAACGCCAUCUGAAGCAUCAAUUUCAGUCUCUUGACGUGAACAAAGACGGGAAAAUUACAAGAGCCGAGUUUAUCGAAGGUUGUCAAAAGGAUGAGCAAAUUUUGGAAUCAAUGGAAGCUUUGAGAAUCUAUUUG
Molecule: messenger RNA, 534 nt
Organism: Mesorhabditis belari
Lineage: Eukaryota; Metazoa; Nematoda; Chromadorea; Rhabditida; Rhabditidae
Source: the annotation of a GenBank genome assembly